Molecule: messenger RNA, 1497 nt
Organism: Xiphias gladius (swordfish)
Lineage: Eukaryota; Metazoa; Chordata; Actinopteri; Istiophoriformes; Xiphiidae
Gene: gja9a
Product: gap junction protein alpha 9a
Exons: 1
Coding region: 1-1497 (498 amino acids)
Biological process (GO): cell communication
Cellular component (GO): connexin complex
Source: RefSeq, a predicted model, not a curated record
AUGGGGGACUGGAACUUCCUUGGGGGGAUUUUGGAGGAGGUGCAUAUCCACUCCACUAUGGUAGGCAAGAUCUGGCUCACCAUCCUGUUCAUCUUUCGCAUGCUGGUCCUCGGCGUGGCAGCGGAGGAUGUGUGGAACGACGAGCAGGCUGACUUCAUAUGCAACACUGAGCAGCCCGGGUGCAGGAACGUGUGCUACGACCUGGCUUUCCCGAUCUCCCUCAUCCGCUACUGGGUGCUGCAGGUUAUUUUUGUGUCUUCUCCCUCGUUGGUUUACAUGGGCCACGCUCUCUACAGGCUCCGGGCGCUGGAGAAGGAACGGCAGAAGAAGAAGGCACUGCUUCGGAAGGAACUCGAGUUGGUCGACGUGGAGUUGGCGGAGGCCAGGAAGAGGAUCGAGCGGGAGAUGAAACAGCUCGAUCAGGGGAAGCUCAACAAAGCUCCUCUGAGGGGCUCUCUGCUCCGUACAUACGUGGCUCACAUUGUCACCCGCUCUGUUGUCGAAGUGGCCUUUAUGACAGGCCAGUAUCUCCUUUAUGGCUUUCACCUCUACCCGCUCUUCAAGUGUGUGCGGGAUCCUUGCCCGAAUGCUGUGGACUGUUAUGUCUCCAGACCGACGGAGAAAAGUGUCUUCAUGAUGUUCAUGCAGUGCAUUGCUGCAAUCUCCCUCUUCCUAAACACCUUGGAGAUCAUGCAUCUGGGCUACAAGAAGAUUAAAGAGGUCAUCUUAGACUUCUACCCUCACUUGAGAGAUGAGAGAGAUGACCUUGAUGACUACUAUGCCAAUAAGUAUAAAAAAGAAUCUGUUGUGCAAAUAUGCACCGGUGUAGCCCGGAAGGCAACAACCGCCUCCGCACCCAGUGACUACAACCUCUUGAUGGAGAGGGCGCAGGGUACAAUUAUGUACCCGAACCUUAUCAAACCUUCAACCUUUCUACCUCUUCAGGGCGAGCAGGCCACUCAGCAGGAUUUGGAUGAUUGCAGAUUUUCAGCUCAAAGCCCCCCCGGGCUGAACUUCCCCUCGACUACCAACGAGCCCUGCUCACCGUGCUGCGACUCCCCGAUUAAUCCAAAGAAGGAGGCCGAGGACUUUUUACAUCUUGCCCCGCACGGUGAGGGAGAGAGAAGUGAAAGAGGGAGCCCAGACUCCGCAAAAUGCCCACUGAAGGCAGCUCCCGCUUCCUCCUUCCCCACGCUGCCAGUGAGCGCAUCAAGGAAACCGUGGAUGGUUCACGGCUCUUUCAAAUGCUCCACGGUGCCGGAGGGUAAAAGCUCGGACACCGAUUCGUGUGGGGGUGCAAAGGCCAGUAGUGGACCUUCAUCCACUCGAACUCAGCCAAAAUCGGAUGACAAACGUCAAAGCCGGCCCUCCACCCCGGAGUCACUGAAUGAGUCCAGCUCAGGAUCCAGGCACAAUCCGAGACCACCUUCCUCCAACUGCAAAACAUCGAUGGCAAGCAGCGCAAGUAGCAAGCGAGCUCCAGACCUGCAAAUCUAA